This is a messenger RNA of Aaosphaeria arxii CBS 175.79, 4052 nucleotides long. RefSeq lists its product as uncharacterized. Lineage: Eukaryota; Fungi; Ascomycota; Dothideomycetes; Pleosporales. The transcript has 4 exons. The record is from RefSeq and is a predicted model, not a curated record. Gene Ontology annotation, biological process: chromatin remodeling. The coding region runs from base 309 to 3797 and encodes 1162 amino acids. Gene Ontology annotation, molecular function: protein binding; histone methyltransferase activity.
CUUGUUCACUGUCAAUCGCUGGUGAUGAGAUGGGAUAGAUGGCCCAAGCGCGGACUAUCCCAUCACAAACCUACUAAUUACUGCCUCGCGGACGCCUCUCGCCAAACGCUGUGGCACUGUCCUGCGUCCUCUCCAGGACUUCCUCAGCCAGACACGGAAUACAUCCUAUACUAUCGUCACCUCAAAGAAAGUAUAGAAGAUUCCUCAUGAGAGCCUCUUCUUUCGCCUUCACCUUCGGAGUCAUGAAUCAAUGAUCACUUAAGCAAAAUCUUGAAAGGCUGUCGGCUGCAUCUUGUUAGGCCAUAGACAUGGCAAAUAGAAUGCAUUCGCAGCCUGGCAGCAGACAUGAUCCUAUCGAGGUCGAAGAUAGUGACGAAUAUGAUGACCACCCAACGCUAUCCUCACAUCGAGAGCCCUACGUCCCAGCACGCGUUCGACUUGGGAAUAGUCAUCAGCUUCCCAAUCACCAUUCUGGUAUCGGACUUCCUUCUCUCAAGGACGCUAUAUUAUCCGGCGAUAAGUGCCCACAUCAAUUCCAAAGGCCUUCGACGUCUCAAAAUGUCAUCAACUUGCUCGAUGGAGACAACUGUAAGGUUGAACAGAAUCUGAAAACCUACAAUUCCACCGUGAAAUUGCCAUGGCGAACACCUACAAAAUCCACUGUUCAAUUUGAACCACUUAAGACCAAUCAAAGCCACGAGGUUCCGAAACGAGGACCGGCCAUAGAUGUUGUAGGUGGUACAAAAGUCCCCCCACCAUCUUAUGUCCUCAAUCAAGAUGGUGGCACACGCGAAUUUUCGGUUGCUAGCAUGCUCAAUGUCGAGAAACUAGGACCUGCAGGUGAUACAAUGCAUGUUGCAUAUCACAGCCGUACAGAUGACCGCAGAGAUCUCGAUCAUCAUCGUCGUCCACUCAACGGCACGCACCAGCACGUGUUACAAGCAUCUCACCAACACCAACACCCGGAACGUUUGAGAAACAUAAGUGAUAUGGGCAGCACUGUGUCCACAUCGAAGCCAAACAUGGCAUUGCAUGGUGCCGAGAGCAUCGUUACGUCGACGCUCUGUACGUCGCUCGGAACUACUGUGCAAGUCGACGCUAGUACAUUCACGAAGGGCGACCCCAUCAGGAGCAACGGUGGUACUGGGACAAGCGCAGAUCGAACUAGCAAAGCAUACUCAGACUUAACGUCUCGACCACUCGUUACCAACAAAGCUGGAGAUAACAUUCAUGAACUGAGGGAGACUCUGGAAAUGAAGACGCGAGCAGCACACAAACAUGUGGAUGCGCUAGCUCUUGCUAUCUCUCAGAGAGAGCCCCCUGUAAAAGGAACACCUGCUUUCACAGGGGCAAAAUCUAGAACCGAUAUUGAAAAUCUUGUUCACAAGCACGUUACCGAGCUCCACAAGACUCAUGCUUAUUCUAUAAAGCAUCUCCUACGCAGACAGCGCAUGACUCUCGCCCGUUCUUCGAAGAUGCCGUGCCGUUCUCAACUUUCCGACGUAAGCGUUAGGGCUCAAGAUGGGGAAGAAUCAGGGCAAUUGGAUCCAUUCUGCAACAUGAAACCCAUUUCUGUCGCCAAGGGAAACGUUAAGUCGCAACAGAAGAUGAUGACCUUCAAUCAACUAAGAACAGAUGGAAGCAAAGCAGCCGAUAUAUCAGCUCCUGUGACGAAGUAUCGAACGGAUGUGCCGAAGUUGCCUACGUAUAGGCAGCAUGUUCAACUGCAAACCAGCUUUCUCCAAGUGAACAACGACACUUUGAGCUACUGGCCUCUCUUCAUUGAUGACCCCGAUAAGCGGGCUUUCGACAGAAAAAUAGAAAAAAACUACAAAUGCACACAUGCGCUCCACCCUCUGCAACAUGUGGAACUGGAGAGAUGUCGCAUUUACACUCCUUAUGUCAAUCAAAUCGUGGAGUCUAUCGGUACAAGCUGGGAAGCAAUUUUGUACUGGUAUUUGGUUCCAGAUGAAUCUGUACAAGGAAUUGGGCGUGAAGUGAAUAACUUGAGUGGAGAAUACUUCAGACGUAUUAUUGAGGAUCGCACAGGGGAUAGGCGUAUCAUGGAUCAAGGCAGGAACAAGACAAAGUGGAGGAAGGUUUUUGAACGUUUAUCGCAACCGUCUCCCACGCAUUUGCAAACGGUAGCAAUAUGCGCCACAAGCUUCUUACAAAGGACUGGUUUCAGUCUCUGGCAGCUAGUACGGUACAGUCCAAUCUUGAGCAAUCACAUUGCAAGCAUAGUCGGACCAGCUACCCAACCUGAGUUCUCAUACAAGAAAAAUCUUUGUCGCGUCUGCUUCCAGUAUCAAUGCCAGUAUCACGGUGAAGUUCGAGAAGUCGUCGACUCGGACAGUGACGCUACGGAUCUGGAAGAAUCAUCUUCAUCUGACUCGAGUAGCGAAGAGGAGGGUAGUCAGUAUUCCGCCCAAGGAUCAACAAAGAAUCUGGCAAGGGAUGUUGCAGGUCGGCAAGGCAAUGAAUGCGAUAUCCAAGACGAUACAGACGUCGAGACUGUAAUCAAUUACAGGCGAACGCCAGGUCUUCAUCGCGUGAAGCGGCCUGAUGCAGACGCGACCGACAGCGAGAAAGCCCUUCCGAAAUUUGACCGUAAGCUUUGGCAGAAAGGCAAAACUCACCGACUGGAUGUACGAAAGCCUUUCCUGCCGUGCGAUCAUGAAGGUCGCUGUGAGGAUGCCUUGUGCCGUUGCUUUCGCCAAAAUGUCAUGUGUGAAAAGAGCUGUGGGUGUUCAGUCUCAUGCUCCAGACGCUAUCGUGGCUGUAAAUGCCGAAGCCUGGGAAAUGGACGCCCCUGCGGUGUCAGGUCGUAUUGCGACUGUGUACAAAUGAACCGGGAGUGUGAUCCGGACUUGUGUGGAGGAUGUGGAGCAGCCGAAGUUCUCGAUCCUUUAAACCGAGACAACGACGACAUUCUCGACCAUCGGUGCAAUAAUGUUAGCAUUCAACGGAAUGUUCCUGCAAAGACUCUUCAAGGGAAGUCUCCAGUACAUGGCGUCGGGCUUUUUGCGGGCGAGGAACUUAAGAGAGACAGUUUCAUCGGCGAAUAUAUCGGUGAAAUCAUCUCUUACCCAGAGAUGAAAAGGCGCAACUACAUCUACAAGCCGCUUAAGAUGUCCUAUUUGUUUAAAGAAAAUAAAAGCCAAGAUGUAGAUGCGAUGCGCGCCGGUAACAAGCUCCGCUUUAUCAACCACGCCGAAGAAAGCAAAACAAACUGUUAUCCAUGGGUCAAGUUCUGCAACACAACUUUCCGAAUUGGCUUCUUUGCGAAAGAGAACAUGAAACCUGGGACCGAAUUGUUCUUCUACUACAACUGGUCAGAUGAAGUUACCGAAGGCUACAAGCAGCCUAAUCAAGAGCACGACUCUGAAAGCAAGAUUAUGGCUGUCAAAACCAAAAAGGGCGUUCCACGGGCUCCAACAGGCCAACUUCAGAAAGGAAUGUUGCUCGGUCCCCCAAGUUCAAAGGCAAGAAAGCACGGCUCUGGUGUUUCGCUGCGUCCAAGGUCACUCCUAGAGAGUCAAGAAAGCAAUGACUUGUGGCCGCCCAUGCCAUCUUCAGAUAAAGAAGAUGGUGAUUGGGGAGCGGAACAUAGAGGCGAAGAAAAUAGAUAUGCCGUCUCCAGUAAACCCAAGAGGACGAGUAGAAGGGCCCGAAUCGAAAGAGACGCUGACACAGACGAUGACAUCCCCCUAGUGCCUGAAUCUCGCCGUCGGCGUUGGCCUACAAAAAGGAAGCGGGAGGCAGAUGAUGACGAUGACGACGAAGAUGAGGAAUGAACAUAUAUCCAGGCAAGGUCUUCGUCAAGACGGCGCUUUAUCAUAGCGCUGACCGAAAUGAUACCGUAACGGGCUCUAAGAGGCCUCUAUGAGUCCAACCCUUGUGAAUAUCAGCUGGAAAGCCGAGCGCUAAGUAUACCCAUCAGGAGUACGAAUCCAAAUUUACAACAUCUGAUAAUAGCGUGCCUUCAUUGAUCAUUGGGUAUCACAUAAAUUCUAUCUAGAGUUACCAACAAAUCAUGGUCUUAUUAACGC